GAUAUAUCAAGAGACAGCCCACAGUCAUCUCCGUGAGUUUAUAUUGAUUUCUUUCAAAUCUCCACAAUCACCUCUCGCGAGUUUUCAAACUUCAGUCAUCGAAAGAAAGAAGAAAUACGUCAAGUCCAUCGCUUCGUGUCUAUUAUAAGGUAGCGCAUGGGAUGAAACCUCGGGGUUUCGAUAUUAUGCUGCGGUCCUCUCGAAGGCGAGAUUGAGAUUGCUUCAUGGAAUAACGGACCAUGCUUCCAAGCCUCAAGCUGGACACGAACAUGACUGUGUGAACUUCUGGCAUCGCUAUUUUAAGCGUAUCCUCAUGCCUUUCAUUGGCUAUAUCGAACUUCUCUGGAGAACAUACCUCGAUACACGACACAAUGGCUACCCCCAGUGGAAAUGCCGUUUCAAAGCUGGACAUCCCAGUAGCGCAAUCUCAACCAAACAUGGACUCGCCUUCUCAAGAUCCGGCAGCUCAAGACAAACCCAAACCAAUCAGGACACGGCCACAAAAGCCCAACUACUUCCUUAUCCACUCAAAGCCUUUACCUCUCCAAACCUACCCCCUCCCAGCUUUUGUACCUCAAAACCCUCUAUCACUUCUCCGCAUCGCCUACAUCUAUCUCUCUCAACUCAUCUCAGCACCUUCGUCUCACCCAAAACAUCUCAUCACUGGGAUCUUCAGCCCAGAAACAAACUCCGUCCACAUCACCGAUCAUGCCUCCAUCCGCGCCCUCUGGGAAAUGGGGUUCUUCGGAAAAGGCACCCUAUCCCGUAGUGAACCAUCUUGGCUAGACCGAGAGAAAGCAAGACUGAAAGCUAGUAAACACGGUGGUGGCACAGCAGAAGAAAACACCAGAAAACGCAGAGAAGAGAGAAAGCUGUUCAAACUUGAGAGAGCUAGAGCGGAAGCCGAGCAGAUUGAAGAAACACUGAGGAAAGAACGUGCAGCUCUGGAAUCUGCGACCGAGGAGAUCGAUGAGAAAAGAGUGGAUGAAAUUGCCGUCUCUCAUGUGUUUCCCUGGAUGCAAGAGCAGCAGCAAAAAGAAGAAGAUGUGGAGUUCAAGGAAGAAACCAAGACCGUACCCACAGGGGACCCCAAAUCCGAGGAACCAACGACCAAUAUCGUAGAGGUCCCCAUCCUCCCCACCGGUACCACAAUCCACACUUCCGGCACUCCGGCCACCGAAACCGAUAUAGCCACCACAACCCUCCCGAAAAAAGAAGAAGAAGAAGAAGCCCCCAUCACAAACCAAGAACACCUGCAACUAAACCUCGAAGAAUCCUUCUUCCUCACCUACGCCCUCGGAGCCCUACGCAUUCUCGACCCUGCCACAUCUUCUCCCAUCCCUACAUCCUCCCUCCUCCAGCUUUUCCGCCAACACUCCUAUUUCCCCACCGCUGCACCUACAUCUCUGCGCCCCGAUGACCCAUUCCUGCUAAACUACAUCGUGUAUCACCAUUACCGCUCUUUGGGCUGGGUAGUACGUCCAGGAGUGAAGUUUUCCUGCGAUUUCUUGCUUUAUAAUCGUGGUCCUGUGUUUUCUCACGCCGAGUUUGCACUGCUUAUUAUUCCAGAGUAUGCAGAGGGGAGUGUGGAGCAUCGGCAAGGAAAAGGGAGACUGGGUUGGUGGUGGUUGCAUUGUGUCAAUAGGGUGCAGAGUCAGGUCAAGAAGAGUUUGGUUAUUGUAUAUGUCAAGGUUCCUGAAAAGGUGCCGGAAGUGGGCGUGGAUGGAGACACUGAUAUUGGGGCUUUGUUGAGGGGGUAUGAGGUUAGGGAGUUUGUGAUCAAGAGAUGGUUGGCCAAUAGGAGUCGUGAUUGAGGAUGUAGUAUAUACAUACAAAAAGGUAUACAUGCAUGGAUCAAGAGUGUAUACUGAACAAGGUAGACAUGGACUCUUGUCUCUCAAUCUCUCGCUGCUUUCUUCGCAACCUCUCCUCAUGUUCGUCCAAUCGCUGGAUCAGAGUGACUUGCUCAUCAGCAGCCUGUUCCUCAAACUUUCGAAGCGUCUCCAGUGC
Aureobasidium subglaciale EXF-2481 is the source of this 2010-nucleotide messenger RNA. RefSeq lists its product as uncharacterized. Gene Ontology annotation, biological process: tRNA splicing, via endonucleolytic cleavage and ligation; tRNA-type intron splice site recognition and cleavage. The transcript has 2 exons. Gene Ontology annotation, molecular function: tRNA-intron lyase activity; nucleic acid binding. Gene Ontology annotation, cellular component: tRNA-intron endonuclease complex. The record is from RefSeq and is a predicted model, not a curated record. NCBI's taxonomy places the organism in Eukaryota, Fungi, Ascomycota, Dothideomycetes, Dothideales, Saccotheciaceae. Bases 372 to 1814 code for a protein of 480 amino acids.